Myzus persicae (green peach aphid) is the source of this 1040-nucleotide messenger RNA. It is a transcript of the gene Rab14, whose product is annotated as ras-related protein Rab-14. The coding region runs from base 330 to 962 and encodes 210 amino acids. The record is from RefSeq and is a predicted model, not a curated record. The transcript is spliced from 9 exons. Lineage: Eukaryota; Metazoa; Arthropoda; Insecta; Hemiptera; Aphididae. Gene Ontology annotation, molecular function: GTPase activity; GTP binding. Gene Ontology annotation, cellular component: Golgi apparatus.
CGGUCGCCAUCCAGAUCGUACGACGUACCUACGCCGCCGUCCUUAUCAAGUAUUCCCGAUUCCGAUAUUCGCAACUGCAGUGCUGCUGCGUCGUUCCAGCCGUACGUAUUGUUUCACAGUAUAAUAUAAUAUCACAAGAUAUAAACAUCAAACUAUUCAAUAUCAUCGAACCGAGGAUAGGUGAAAUAGUAGUGCGUGGCCGACGACAACAGCAAUCGAUAUAAUAGUAUAAAAUAAGACGCAUUGUCUCAUCCAAACGGCCGUGUAGUACUUGUUUGUUCCGAUAUCUACGCCAAGAACAAACGAGUUCCAAAGCGUCUGAGUCUAAGAUGGCUUCUUCACAGUACUCAUAUAUAUUCAAGUAUAUCAUAGUCGGUGACAUGGGUGUCGGUAAAUCGUGUUUACUGCACCAAUUCACCGAGCAAAAGUUUACUGCUGAUUGCCCACACACGAUUGGUGUAGAAUUUGGAACAAGAAUCAUUGAAGUAUCGGGGAAAAAAAUUAAACUUCAAAUCUGGGACACAGCAGGACAAGAACGUUUCCGAGCAGUUACAAGAUCGUACUAUCGUGGAGCAGCUGGAGCAUUGAUGGUAUAUGACAUAACGAGACGUUCUUCUUAUAAUCAUUUGAGUAGUUGGUUAUCUGAUACACGCAAUCUUACAAAUCCGGGAACUGUGAUUUAUUUAAUUGGGAACAAGUUGGAUAUGGAAAGUAAUCGAGAUGUGUCCUACGAAGAAGCCAAGCAAUUUGCUGAUGAAAAUGGAUUAAUGUUUUUGGAAGCAAGUGCCAAAACCGGAGAGUAUGUUGAAGAUGCUUUCCUUAAAACUGCUCAGAUAAUUUAUGAAUGCAUUCAAGAUGGAAGACUAGACUUGAAUGCUGCUGAUUCUGGGGUACAACAGAAAAUCCUUCAAUGUGAAACCAAUCCAAAUGUGGAAAAAGAUAAAUCUUGUAUGCAAUGUUAAGCAAAAUAUUGUAGGAUGGAAUCUUUUAAUUCUAUAUUAUUUUAUUAUAUGUGCUAUUUUUUCUGUCUUAUAUUAUUA